Molecule: messenger RNA, 603 nt
Organism: Prorocentrum cordatum
Lineage: Eukaryota; Dinophyceae; Prorocentrales; Prorocentraceae
Source: the annotation of a GenBank genome assembly
AUGAUUCCAGACGCCUCGCUGGCAGAGAUGCACGAUCUUGACUCGGUACAAGAAGCGCAGAGCUUCGACAUGCGCAAGCAAGGAACCAGAAGAGUGCUGCGCGGCAGCCCGCUGUGCACGACCUACGUUGGAUCCUACAGGGAUAAGGUCACGCUGGCCCAGAUCCCUCCAGCUCCGGGUGACGCGUGGUCGAUCGACUGCUCUCUUCGGCGCGGCGCCUACCUUAUGACUCCCGAGGGGUGGGGCAACCCGGCACACGGUAUCUUGGACCUCUUCCUGGACGGAUGGCGCAUCGGCUCCGUCGACUGGUUCGACGACUACACGCGUGAACGCAGUCGCUCCAUCGACUUCGACGUGCGGACGCUCAAGUCGCUGCGGCAGCUGGCGCUUGCCGAGUACGACAGCUCUUUCGGCGGGCGCUGUGAGGCGUGCGCUGCGGUGCAUUCGGACCUGGAGGCGCACAACGAACUUGGCGUGCCCCAGCACUACUCCGCGGGACGUGCGCGGCAUGACGGUUUCCUACCGUGGCUCAUCGGCCUUCUCCCGCACGCGCACCCCAUUCGAUGGUACCAGGAGGUUUGUGUUUCCUACUCACGUGAAUAA